GAAUUUCACAUGACGUGUUUCCGCUUCGGACUUCAGCGUGCAUAAAGCUAAGUUAGCAAAACAUACAUCAAUUGUUUUAAUUAUGUUGUGUCUUGCUUUGGAAAAAAAUAAAGCCACGCAUUAAUAUUUUACAUGGCUACGAAGGGAUGUACACACCCAUUAAGUGCCCUUACCCGGAACCCUUGAGCUACAACUCAAGCUAACGGCUCAUUUGUAGCUGCAGUUAGCCGAGUUGCUAACUCACACAGCUCGCUACUUCAACAACAACAACAACGUUGUUUGAACGUUUUGAAAAGCGGCACCAUGGCCAAUCUAGAACAGUGGGUGAAUGACCGUCUCCAUGACAUCCUUGGGCUGAGUGACAGAUAUGUGUCUCAGUUCAUGAUCGGCACUGCACGGAAAGCCUCGAGUCCUCAAGACUUUGUGACUCGUCUCGAGCAGACAGGCACGAUUGACAUCGAGCCGAGUGUGGUUGCCUUCGCGGAAGAGCUGUUUGACAAGAUUCCUCGCAAGCAAGUUGUUGAGAAACCGUCCCGUGCGAUGGAACGGGAAGCCAUUGAAAUGGACAGAAGGAAUCGGACGUACACGCUCCUGGAGGACAGCGACAGUGCUGGAGACGAUGUGAUGGAGAAGCAGAAAGGGAAAAAGAAAAGCAAGGACAAAGACAGAGGAAGCAAAAGGAAGCACAUCAGAAAGAAGAAAGAGAGUGAGUCGUCGAGUGAGGACGAAGCCCCAAAAAGGGGCAAUUCAAGCCAAGGGGACUCCAAGUCUCUGAAGAAAGAAGAGGAAGAGGAAGAGUGGGAGAAGGAAGAGAGGGAGCGACAGCAGGACAUUGAGGAGAGAGAUGCGUUUGCUGAGCGAGUGAAGCAGAAAGACAAAGAAAAGACCCGCAACAUAACAGAGAGGACUGACAAAAAGGCUUAUGAGGAAGCUCAGAAGAGGCUGAAAAUGGCUGACGACGGUCAGAAAUCAAUGUUGCCCGAGUUAAGAAAACGCUCUCGCUGGGAGUAUUUGAAGAAGAGAGAGGCAGAGAAGCUGGAGGACCUGGAGGCAGAGAUCAAGGAUGAUGAGUACCUUUUCCAUACAGAGGAGCUGACUGAGAGGGAGCAAAAGGAAUUGGAAUACAAACGCACCCUUCGGGACCUGGCUCAAGAUUACAAAAAGGCCGGUGCAAAGGAACAGGAGGAGAGGAAGAACAGAUACUAUAUGCCCGAAGAGAAUAGAAGCAAGGAGGUGCCGCAAAGGGACUUGGAGUUGGAGGAGAGUCCCAUGGAGCUGGGAGGAGAGCAAGGUCGCUGGGAGGAGGAGAGGCUGAAGACGGCCUCGCUCAGCUUCGGGGCCAAGAGGGAGCGAGAGCAAGGGAUGAGGCAGGAGCAGGAGAGGUACCAGCUGAUCCUGGAGGAGGAGGAGAUGAUUGACUUUGUCAGCACUGCCAUAACCAUGAAGGGAACUCGGGCAGAAAAGGAUCAGGAAGCCGUGGCUCUGUCCCAGGCGCAGAUGAAGAAACAGUCCAUGCAGGAGGUCCGACGCAGCCUGCCCAUCUUUCCCUACAGAGAGGACCUGCUAGCUGCCAUCCACGAGCACCAGAUCCUGGUCAUUGAGGGGGAGACGGGCUCCGGAAAGACCACCCAGAUCCCACAGUACCUGCUGGAAGAUGGUUACACAAACGGAGGCAUGAAGAUCGGAUGUACGCAGCCUCGCAGAGUGGCGGCCAUGUCAGUGGCAGCCAGAGUGGCACAGGAAAUGAGCGUCAAGCUCGGAAAUGAGGUGGGUUACAGUAUCCGUUUCGAGGACUGCACGUCAGAGAGAACGGUGCUCAAAUACAUGACGGACGGCAUGCUGCUCCGAGAGUUUCUCACCGAGCCCGACCUGGCCAGCUACAGUGUGAUCAUCAUAGACGAAGCCCACGAGAGAACGCUCCACACAGACAUCCUGUUUGGUCUGAUUAAGGACAUCGCCAGGUUCAGGUCAGACCUGAAGGUGCUGGUGGCCAGCGCCACGCUGGACACGGAGCGCUUCUCCUGCUUCUUUGACGACGCUCCGGUCUUCAGGAUCCCUGGCAGGAGGUUCCCCGUUGAUAUCUUCUACACUAAGGCUCCAGAGGCAGACUACCUGGAAGCUUGUGUGGUGUCGGUGCUACAGAUUCACGUCACCCAGUCUCCUGGAGACAUUCUGGUCUUCCUCACUGGACAGGAGGAGAUCGAAGCGUGUUGCGAGCUGCUCCAGGAGAGAUGCAGGCGGCUUGGGUCAAAGAUAGCCGAGCUGCUCGUCCUCCCCAUCUACGCCAACCUGCCAUCAGACAUGCAGGCGAAGAUCUUUAACCCUACUCCACCUGGAGCCCGUAAGGUGGUGGUGGCUACAAAUAUAGCAGAAACCUCGCUCACCAUAGAUGGCAUCAUCUACGUCAUUGACCCGGGCUUCUGCAAACAGAAGAGUUACAACGCCCGCACCGGCAUGGAGUCACUCAUCGUUACCCCCUGCUCACGGGCUUCGGCCAACCAGAGAGCGGGCCGUGCAGGCAGAGUGGCUGCUGGGAAAUGUUUCAGGCUUUACACAGCCUGGGCCUUCAAACAUGAGAUGGAGGAAACGACUGUGCCCGAGAUUCAGAGGACCAACUUGGGAAAUGUAGUCCUGCUGCUGAAGAGUCUCGGCAUCAAUGACCUCAUUCACUUUGACUUCAUGGACCCGCCCCCUCAUGAGACUCUGGUCUUGGCGCUGGAGCAGCUCUACGCCCUGGGAGCACUCAACCACCUGGGAGAGCUGACCAAGCUUGGUCGCAGGAUGGCUGAGCUCCCGGUGGACCCCAUGCUGAGCAAGAUGAUCCUGGCCUCCGAGCAGUACAAGUGUUCAGAGGAAGUGUUGACGAUAGCAGCCAUGCUGUCAGUGAACAACUCUAUUUUCUACCGGCCCAAAGACAAGGUGGUGCACGCCGACAACGCCAGGAUGAACUUUGUGGUGCCGGGUGGAGACCACCUGGUGCUGCUCAACGUCUACACACAGUGGCUGGAGAGCGAUUACUCCACUCAGUGGUGCUACGAGAACUUCAUCCAGUUCCGCUCCAUGAGACGAGCCCGGGACGUGAGGGAGCAGCUGGAGGGUCUGAUGGAUCGUAUCGAGGUGGAGGUCGUCAGCUCGCAGGGAGACAGUUUGCCCAUUCGCAAGGCGGUGACGGCAGGAUAUUUCUAUCACACGGCGCGACUGAGCAAAGGCGGCUACAAGACGGUGAAACACCAGCAGACUGUUUACGUCCACCCCAACAGCUCGCUGUUCGAGGAGCAGCCCCGCUGGCUCAUCUACCACGAGCUGGUGUUCACCACAAAGGAGUUCAUGAGACAGGUGAUUGAGAUAGACAGCAGCUGGCUGCUUGAAGUGGCUCCGCACUACUACAAGAGCAAAGAGCUGGAGGACAGCAGCAGCAAGAAGAUGCCCCGCAAGCAGGGGAAAGCGAAAGAGGAGCUGGGCUGAGGAGAAGGCCGAGGCUCAGGGGACAGAUGGUGAAAAUAAAAAUAAUAAUGACACUCCCUUUACCUCUCAGGGCAGGGUAGAAGAAGAAAAAUUACUUUGAUUGUUUGAAAAUAAAGAGGACAAGUGCAGAGUGGAGAAACCUGUUCUGGUGAAAAGUGGGUCAGAAAUUCACUGACCGGUUUAAUGAUAAACCGGCCGCGUCAUCUGGGCCACAACAAGGAAACAUUAAUGCACUUGGAUUUGAGCUUCGUGCAUCAACAACAGCAGCACUGACUCGCUGGGUGGGUUUGUCAGCUCAUCAAACAUCAGGGCUGUCGCUCUGUUUUCCAGGUGCUUUUGAACACCCUCCAGACUCUCUGUUGACUUUGUGUAUUUUUUUGAAACCAGUGCACUGUUGAAGUUUGCAAAUUACUGAAGAGACUCACUGAAGCUGGAAGACUAAUUUCCUAAAAAUUAGUUUCACUCACGUGUGAGGCUCCUUAUCUUUUCAUUUUUCUACAGUAAUAAAGUUUUACAA
This is a messenger RNA of Centropristis striata (black sea bass), 3982 nucleotides long. It is a transcript of the gene dhx16, whose product is annotated as DEAH (Asp-Glu-Ala-His) box polypeptide 16. NCBI's taxonomy places the organism in Eukaryota, Metazoa, Chordata, Actinopteri, Perciformes, Serranidae. The transcript is spliced from 21 exons. Bases 304 to 3465 code for a protein of 1053 amino acids. Gene Ontology annotation, molecular function: ATP binding; RNA binding. The record is from RefSeq and is a predicted model, not a curated record. Gene Ontology annotation, cellular component: intracellular anatomical structure; catalytic step 2 spliceosome.